This is a messenger RNA of Anopheles marshallii, 1176 nucleotides long. RefSeq lists its product as uncharacterized. The record is from RefSeq and is a predicted model, not a curated record. The transcript is spliced from 2 exons. NCBI's taxonomy places the organism in Eukaryota, Metazoa, Arthropoda, Insecta, Diptera, Culicidae. Bases 1 to 1176 code for a protein of 391 amino acids.
AUGGAUGCGAGUCGGGACGAACCCAAAGCCCACCCUGCUAAUCUCAAGUCGAAAAGAAGAGAUCCCAACAAACCAUUUUAUCCACGAAAAUCUACGAGCAAUACGGAUAGAAGACGCAUUGUGAAAGCAUAUUUGAAUGGUUCCAUGGUGAAAACCAUUAGCGACAUGCUCGGCAUUAAACUAAGCACGGUAUAUGGUAUCGUGAAGCAGUAUAGGAAAACAGGACAAGUCGCAGCUUCUGAGCGAGGUGGCAACCAUAAAAAAUUAUUAUCUAACGAUGCGGUCAAAAGUAUUCGAAAUUGGCUGGAAGAAGAUGAUACCCUAUCCCUGCAGCAAUUGACCGAUAAAGUGUGGGAUCAGUACCACGUACGCGUAAGUAAGACGACAGUUGCGCGUGAGGUUAAAGCACUGAGAGCCACAUUGAAACGUCGGAAGCUUAUUCAGGAAGCAGCAAAAUGGAAGGAUUUUGAAACUACUGACGCAAUUGAAGCCUCACAGAGUGCCGAAGAUUCUGUUGCAACAAACGAAUAUGCAGUGUUUUUCAAAGAGGAGUACCUCAGUUCCAGCGACGUUGAUGAGCAAUGUUCAGAUGGUAUCGACAUUGGAGAAACCGUGCUUACGCACACCAGUGGCUGGGAGCAAAUAGUCGAACCUCUUAAAUCUGAAGACGAUUUAGCAGCUGUAAAUAACAUAAACGAAUCAUAUUCAAGCGAGCACGAACCAUUGCUGGAAAAGGGCAUAAGCGCAGAAGAGCUCUUGAAUCCAAUUGUCGCUAAUCAACAUAAUGACAACCACAUCGCCACUUAUUUAUCAAGCAAGCAUCAGCCAACCGCCAAUGAAUCGCACCUUCAAGUCUCUACUAAAACCACAGAAACAUGCACUUUUGCCAUGCAAAUGAUAGAUGAACCACAAAUAAUGAAAACAGUAACCGUGUCCAUGCCUAAGACUCCAUCGGCAACUGUGGACUCGUUCGAAAGUCCAGUAAAAAUAGUAAAUGUACCAGAUACAUGCACACACUGCACUUGUUUCCACCAACUUGUAGCCGAUCAAAAGAAGAUUUUUGCCAUAUUUUCCACCUUCGAACAAAACAUUGUUGACGGAAUCCAGCAGGUGAAAGAAACUUUGAUGAACAAGCUCAAAGAUAUUGAGCAGAGUGUGAAAGAUAGCAAACAGUGA